Hyposmocoma kahamanoa is the source of this 4955-nucleotide messenger RNA. It is a transcript of the gene crp, whose product is annotated as transcription factor AP-4. Gene Ontology annotation, molecular function: protein dimerization activity; RNA polymerase II cis-regulatory region sequence-specific DNA binding; DNA-binding transcription factor activity, RNA polymerase II-specific. NCBI's taxonomy places the organism in Eukaryota, Metazoa, Arthropoda, Insecta, Lepidoptera, Cosmopterigidae. The record is from RefSeq and is a predicted model, not a curated record. The transcript is spliced from 3 exons. Gene Ontology annotation, cellular component: nucleus. Gene Ontology annotation, biological process: regulation of transcription by RNA polymerase II. The coding region runs from base 275 to 1339 and encodes 354 amino acids.
UUGACUCCCUCCAUAAAAUUGCUGUUUUUAAAAAGUUUUUCAAGUAAAAUCAAGAAAAAGUGCUAUUAUUUGAAUUACGAGUGUGUUUUAUGUGUUUGUAUCAGUGGUUUAUGUGUAUAUUACUGAGACAUUGUCCUAAAACUCAGUGGCGUCACCUGACCGAGCUCAUUGUCAUUUCCCGCCAUUGUGGCUCAUGUAGAGACUAAUUUCUACAUAUUUGCAAGUAAUCAGUGCAGUUUAGAUGCGGAAUACCCUAUAUUAGUAAAACUAAGUAAUGUCAUUACACGGCAAUGAUGUUUGUUUGCUAGAAGUUGAAGAUUAUAACUUGUACGAGGAAGAAGCAUCGGAUCACGCUUUUGCCAGGAGUGAGAAACAUACAACAUCUGGAAGUAAAACGAUGGAGGCAGAAAAAAGAAUUCGGCGAGAAAUCGCCAACAGUAACGAACGCCGGCGCAUGCAGAGCAUCAACGCUGGUUUCCAGGCCCUGCGUACUUUGCUGCCGCGACACGAAGGAGAAAAACUCAGCAAGGCUGCUAUACUACAACAAACUGCUGAGUAUAUCUACUCCCUUGAACAAGAAAAGACGAGACUACUAUCUCAGAACUGUCAGUUGAAACGUUUACUCAAUCAACAUGAAGGAGGUGAAGUACCAUUGAAGAAAAGAAAAAAUGAGAUUCUUUCACAUGUAUCUUCUGUUAUUCCCGCCGAUUCUACAGAAGAUUCUACUAUUACAAACUCCCGAUCUCCAGAGCCAGUUGCAGUCAUUACUGUAACAAGUGUAUCUCAAAAGAAAGAAGUCGAAGGCACUGAACUACGCGUACAAUUGGAUCGCGAGCGGCGACUGCGACGAUUGCUGGAAGAUCGCUUACACACUCUCGAAGCUCAGAUGUACCCUGAAAAUGGUCACGCUCCACUUUUUGAGCAGACCAAGCUUUCUGAUUGCAAGGUGGAGAGUGAAGUGAUAGAAGAGGUCCCGGUAGAAGCGCCUGUUGUGCCGACAACCCGUGCGGCGGGAACGGCGUUGACUGCGCCGCAUGUGCCACUAGUCACGCCGCCCACCGCUUCUGCUCCCGCUGCACCGCUGCUGGAGGCAGCAAUCAAGGCGGAGCCUCGCGUUGAAGUAGAGGUGUUGCCUGAUGCGGCACACGAAGCACCCUCACGGCUCUAUUUAGCCAGUACCAGCCGCCAAAAUUUGGAAACUAUUGUAGAAGCCAUUCGUCACUUGGAAGGCGACCACCUGUUCCGCGAGGAGUCUGGAGAUGCACCUCUGGCGCUCACUAAGAAGGUAGAGCGGGCGCCGCCCCCGCGACCGGGAGUGAUCGUCGUAAAGCACUCGUGAUCGCAUUGAGCGGCUGCCGUACUUUUACGGUCCCACCACGUUAUUAUUCGCUUCCUCUCUGCGAGCGCUUCUCACCCUCCUCGAAUAUAGAUUUAAAUCUUUAGUUAUUUAGUUAUCUUUUCCAAAGUGACGAAUCGAUAAGUCUGCGUCUUUAUUUUGUUAACUCAGUGAAGUCUAAUUGAUUGAGGAACGGUAGUUGGACAGCAGUUGGGUGUAUUGUCGCGUGUUGUCGAUCGGCGCUGUGCUUAGUUUAGUCUCAAAUCUAAUUAAUUUGACGUUUGCGUUACUCCAGUUUGGAUUGUAUGAUGAAUUGGGGUUGACUGAUUUGGAUAAGAUAGGUGGAGCAACAUUAAGGAUAGUGUGCCGCGUGCCAAUUACAACUUCACGACAUCUUUAGUAAAGGUAAGUACUAGGCAAGUGUGUGAAAGGUCUUGUAUAAUUAUAGGCUUUGUGAUAAUUUUGUACUACUACUUAUAAAGUUGGGAAUUAAGGUUGGCAAAUACCAUCAAGGAAGCAAUAAGUCAAAAUGAGAUUGGUACUAAAGGGUUGUUUGUAAGUAAUAUUUCAGCAAUAUAUGUAUCAAGUGUUUUUAAAAUCAUCAAGCAAAUACUUGUACUAAAUAGUAGUAAAAUACAUAAAUAUUUGACAUUUGUAUUAGGUAAUUAAUUAAUUUAUGUAUUGUAGGCAUGCGGCUACAAGACGUCUGACUUACUUAUUACUCAUUAUUUUCAAAUAAAAUUGAUUAAUUUUUAAAUGCUCCCUUUCACUUGAUAUUUAGUGACAAGAAUAUAAAUUAAGUGUGAACUUAUUUGACAUUUUUAAAUUAUUGGUAUAAGUUAAGUAUUGUAAUAAUCCAGUGUCAUAAUUAUUAUUUAUUUUCCAAUGCUUUGCUUCAGAAUGGAAAUUAGUAAAUUGUUUUGGAGACGUAAAUGUUGUCUUCGUAGUGACGGAAAUUUUAGAGCAUUCCAUGUUGUUGAAUUCUCCCUAAACAUAAGGGUUAAUCUGCAUAUGAGAUAUACAUACCUAGUUAAUUGGAGCAUGAGUUACAUGUAUUCAUAUUUAAACCAAGUACAUAGCGUAAUUAAUUAUUAUUAUGUAUUGCUUACUAUAUGCGUCCUUCAGUCUACAUGUAGAUUAUUAAUUUGUUAGGAUGCCCGUAAAUAAGUAUGCAUCAUGUAUUGUAUUGAAAUCUGGAAAAUUUCAUAAAAUUAUUCAUAUUAAAGAUAUCGCGUUUAGACAAAUCUACAGAUUGACUUUUGAUGAUUUAAUCAUCCUUGGAAUUAUGUAAAAAAUAAAGUGGACUUGCUUCACGUUUUUACUUUUAAGACUUAGAUGCAAGGACUCGCGUGGGUCCAACACUAGGUAAAAUAAUCCUUGACAGUGAUUUCAUUAUUGUUCGCUUUAAUGUGCUGACAUUUUUGUUAAAAGUUUUUAACUUUGCAGUGCUUUUUGUUAAUACUUUCUUUGUAAGUUUUGAAUGUAUUUUGUUUAGGUAAGACUCAGCAGCAGAGUGUAAUAGUACAUCAUGCUGUGCUCCUAUGUCUCAGAUGAUUUGAAUUUUUUAAGACUGAUCAUUUAUUCAUUAUUAAGUUAACGCUAGUUCGAGCCAUCAUAUUGUUAGUAUAUAGUAAGUGUGAGUGUGUGUUAUGUUUUAAUGUAGCUAUUUAUGUGUAUGGAUGUGGAAAUAAUGCACUUAACGUGACAUUUACCCUAUGGCGUCAGUGAUUCUCCUGACAAAAGAGCAAUAAUCUUGUCAAUCAUUAUUUAAGAUUUAUUAUGAAUAUCUGAUCCGCUAAGAACGACGAUCUUCGCUGUCGCUUAGAAAUAAGUUUCUUGAAAUCACUUACUCAAUGGGGUAUCUGUAGAGCUACGUUGUGAUUUGUGUAUAUAUGAAACAGAUGUGAGUUAUUUACGUUGCAUUUGCAUCUGGUUUAUACAGGGGAUACAGUAUAUAUUACACAACUCUAGGGCUUUGUUUCUGAUUACUCACAAGAUAUAAUUUUAGCCUUCGAUUUUUUUUACUUUACCUGUCGUAUAGUUAAUAACCUGGUAUUUAAAUAUAUAGUUGUUAUUUGUAAAAACAGUCAUCGACUUUAGUUACUUCUUUUGUGCGUGGGCAUUGUUUUUAUUUUUGUUUACUGAUUUUAAUUUAGGGUUAACUGUACAAAUUUAUCGUAGAAAGGAGGUUAUCGUCUCACUUUUAGCAAGCAUUUAAUUUUGUUUUAUUGGAAUAGAAGCCCUAGGGACUUAUAGCAGCUCCUCUUGCACUCUGUUUCUGAGUCCAUAGCUUUAAGAAUUUGUCUGCCUACCGCCUUUUACAUUAUGUCAGUUUAGGAUAAUUAACUAUGUAACAUAACGGACUUGGUUAUACUAUUAGUGUAGUCAAAAUAGUAAUAAGAGAUUUUAAGUCAAAGAAAGCAAGUUAAAUUGUUUAAAAUGUGUUAUUAUUUAUGUCUUAAAGUAUUAAAAUGGUUAUUUCUUAUUAAUUAGUUUGUAAAAGAUAAUCAUCUGUGUAUGUAAUCGAGCUCUUUUCUUUCGUCAUACAUUGUAGAAGUAAAACCAAUAAAACAUUUGAGUAAAUUAAGUCAUGCGAGUUAUGCACACCUUAUCGUGUAAGCGUACGUGAAGACUGAUUGUAAUAGCGAGAAGUUGAGAAUGCGUCGACUACUGAUCGUGCACAAAGCAUGAUUCAUGCUACACCCGUUGAUAUGUCUAGUCCAAGUAGGGAUGCGGCUGGCCGCAUCAAAAUGGUAGACGAGCAAAAGUACAGGUUCAUUUUUCUUCAUUUAUUCAUUUGACGCAUUCGUUACAUGCAAAGCCAUUAUGUAAUAUAUCCCUUGUCGUUUUGGUGCAACAAGCCACUAAGUUUGUAAGUUGGCGUUGUCCAUAUAGAGUAUAAAUAAAAUGGGCAAAAUGUUCGUGCCAUGUUUUAUUGGUUUUAUGCACCAUUCAGUGUGAAUAUUUCAAUUUUCUACACUCUAUCGCGUGCUAUGUGUGUUGAUUCGGACUAUUAAUAUAAGAGAAUUGUAAACCCUGCUUUUAAAUUCAUUAAGUCUCUUUGAAUUAUAAUAAUUAAUUUACACUGCAUUUAAAGUAAGUUUUCAGUUCAAGUAAAUGUAUUUUGUUUAGAUUUAGAUUCAGUUUGCGAGUUUACGAACGACUAAGGAUAGGGUGAACUUUUAAUAUUACUGGUUAGAUUUAGAUGCCACCAAAUUUGAAAUUUUAUAACGAAAAACAAAUUGUUUCCUUUUAUUGUAGAGCAGCGUAAGAGCAAAUCUAAAUGUUCACUCUGUCCUUAAUCAACUCACGUUCCUAUACAUAGUUAUUGUAUAAUAUUUUUACAAUUCAAUAAGAUUAUGAUAAAGUGUAGAAAAUAAUGCAUGGAUGUUUCCUUUUUGAUAUGAAAUUGAUGAAAAUAUUUCCUCUGAUUUUAAUUGUACAUAUGAAUGGCGCCACGCUGAAGUAUACAAACUGUCACUAUUCGCGAUUUCAAUUUGAACGUUAUGUUAAUUUAAACGAUGUUCAAUUUUUAUAAAAGAAUUUUUACUUUUUGUAUACAUUAGUAUGUGGCCCUCCGUACCACAUUUGACCUAUAUUUACGAAUAUUUAUAAAAGA